GGUCAAACAAUGGCGGACUCAGCUGUUCUGCUGAGGUCCUUAUUUAUCUUCUGUUUAUUUCUGUCGUUUAAAGUCUCGACUACAGACGAAAUUACAACGAACCACACAUUUAACACGACUGCGUCCGGUGACCGUAAUGUGACUUCUAACGUUACAGACAGUUAUACAACUGCUCAGCCUCCAGAGUCUGAGACUACACAACCGAUACAGAUCUACAGCAGCACAGAGCAGCCCGGUCAACCGACACCUCCCGCGGAGCCGCUGCCCGCCUCCGGUCGCCUGCUUACUCCUGCUACUAACGUUGACAGUGUGUGUCCCUGUGACCAGUCCAGAGGUGUGUGUGACAUCAACUGCUGCUGUGACAGGGACUGUGGUGAGGAGGCGGCUCUGUUCACCGGCUGCUCCGUGACCUCGGUCAGUGGCAACAAGCAGCUGUGCAGCCAUGAUGUGGCGUUGUACUCUUUAGGCAGCACCAUAGACGGCUACUCAGAUCCACAGGUGUCUGUCACCAAGGAGACCAGUUAUAACAUUUUCUGCAUUCAGUCACAAAACAGUGUUGAUGGAUUCUCUCAUCCCUCUCCUGUUCUUCCAACCAAUGGCAGCUUUGACUCUCUGUUUCAACAAUUCACCAGCUUUAUGUUUGACCUGGAGGGAAACAGAGGUCAGCUGUCUCCUGCAGAGCUCCAGGCCUCCUCUGGAUACCAGUUUGGGGAUGAGAUGCUGACCACAGGUGAAGGUGGAGACAGAGGUUUGUUCUCAUUGCCAGCUCCUGGUCUCACUGCUGACUGUGUGGACACCAGUCCUGCAGCGUUCUUAAAGGAUCAGAGCAGAGCCUGUUCUCGGCGUCUGGUCCUGGACCAGGACUGCAGCACUUCAGUGGCCCUCAACAUGGACACCUACACUAACAUCCAUGUCUGUGCCGCGAAGAAUAAAGAUGCAGCACUUGUUCCUGUGGAGGUAGCUUCAGUCAUCCUGCAGUCUGUAGACCAGACUCAGACUGAGCUGAGCAUGAGUGAGAGAGAAGACCUCAGUCCUGUUCUCCUGAACCCAGGCCUCUGUGCUAAUGUGGUCCUGAAGGUCGGGUAUGUGGUGACGUACAGUCCAGCAGGACAGAUACUGAAUGUGUCUGUGUCUCUGGUGCUGGGAUUUGUCCGUAAAGCUGCUCUGCCUCUGAAACAGGACUUUCAGAUCACCUUUGUUCAGCAGAACGUGGAGCAGGCCACAGUCCACUACAGUGGAAAUCCAGGUUACGUGGUUGGACUGCCUCUAGUGUCCGGAACAAGAGCAGCAGAUGGGAUUGUCAGGAGCGUAGACCUCAGGGACACACUGUCUCUUCUCCACAGUGCUGAGGACCAGGACUGUCUGCAUGGUCCACAUCAGCGCUCCCCAGUCCUGUUCGGUCUGGACUCUUUGUCUGGCUGCACUUUAAGACUGGAGGACGCUGCCAACUGCUCGCUGGUGUCCCAGCUGCUCCUGGAUGUCCUGAGAGGAACAGACUCUCCCCAGUACGUGGCCUCAUUGGGAAACUCCCCAUUAAACAAUCCAUUGGACUGGGUGCAAGUCCAUAGCAGCUUCAACCCUGGGGACGCCCAGAGUUGUAGCAUCCCGUUAUCCUUUCAUCUAGAAGUUGAGUGGACCAAACAUGGAUCCCUGGUGAACCCUCAGCCUCAGAUUGUGAGCAUCAAAGAAGUGAUCCAGACCAACAGCACCAGCUUGUGGUUUGGUGGCAGUAGCUUCCUGUCAGUCAGAACCUCCGUGGCUUUCAUACCUGUGUCUGCUGCUGCUCUUCCUGGUUACAGAGUUACACCCACCAUCAAUGCCAAACUACCCUUCGACUUCUUCUUCCCUUUUGUCUGAUUAGCUUGACAGUCCACACAGGUUCCACUCACCUGAGUAUGCUAACAUUUAGCAUGAACACUGCUGUGU
Seriola dumerili (greater amberjack) is the source of this 1926-nucleotide messenger RNA. RefSeq names its product tectonic family member 1 (gene tctn1). NCBI's taxonomy places the organism in Eukaryota, Metazoa, Chordata, Actinopteri, Carangiformes, Carangidae. The record is from RefSeq and is a predicted model, not a curated record. The coding region runs from base 10 to 1857 and encodes 615 amino acids. Gene Ontology annotation, biological process: protein localization to ciliary transition zone; cilium assembly. The transcript has 14 exons. Gene Ontology annotation, cellular component: MKS complex.